This is a messenger RNA of Solea solea (common sole), 2242 nucleotides long. RefSeq names its product procollagen C-endopeptidase enhancer 2b (gene pcolce2b). The coding region runs from base 128 to 1438 and encodes 436 amino acids. NCBI's taxonomy places the organism in Eukaryota, Metazoa, Chordata, Actinopteri, Pleuronectiformes, Soleidae. Gene Ontology annotation, molecular function: protein binding. The transcript is spliced from 9 exons. The record is from RefSeq and is a predicted model, not a curated record.
AAUUGCACAGAACAAACGCUAUAUUCAUCUGCUGCAGCCUGCAGUCACUGGAAAUCCCUGCAGCAAGAAACUCCUGCGUACUUUUCCCCCCUCACACACAGUGUGAGUGUGAGCGGCUGAGAGCACAAUGCCACUCGUGCCACGGGGCGAAAACAGGCGCAGCGCCUGCACUGUUGCGCCAACAAUGUGGAGAACGUGGAGUGUUUUUUGCGCAUGGAGUCUUCUGUUCCUCACAGAGGUCUGUGCGCAGUCUCAGCGGAGUAGACCAGUCUUCGGAUGUGGUGGAAACGUCACAGGAGAGUCUGGAGUAAUCGGGAGCCAGGGAUACCCAGGAGUUUACCCCCCAAAUACCAAGUGUGUGUGGAGAAUCACAGUCCCUGAGGGUAAGGUGGUGGUGUUGUCCUUCCGCUUCAUUGACCUGGAGAGCGACAACCUGUGCCGCUACGACUAUGUGGACGUUUACAGUGGACACGCCAAUGGGCAGAGGCUAGGCCGCUUCUGUGGGACGUUCAAACCGGGAGCCCUGGUCUCCACGGGCAACAAGAUGCUCCUGCAGAUGGUGUCUGAUGCCAACACGGCCGGGAGUGGUUUCCUGACCGUCUUCUCCGCUGCCCAUCCUCAUGAGAGAGGGGACCAGUACUGUGGAGGCAGACUGGACAAGCCCGGUGGCAGCUUCAAAACACCCAACUGGCCGGAGAAGGACUACCCAGCCGGUGUGACCUGCUCCUGGCACAUAGUGGCACCAAAAAACCAGAUCAUUGAAGUCAAGUUUGAGAAGUUUGACGUGGAACGAGAUAACUACUGCCGCUACGACCACGUCUCCAUUUUCAACGGGGCCGAGAUCAACGACGCGAAGAGGAUCGGGAAAUACUGCGGCGACAGCCCCCCAGAGCCGGUGUUCUCCGAGGGGAACCAGCUCCUAAUCCAGUUCCUGUCAGAUCUCAGCCUCACAGCGGACGGCUUCAUUGGACACUACAAGUUCCGACCCAAGAAGUUCCCCACCACCACCACGCCACCCACCACUACCACACAGCCAGUCACCACCAGGGCCAUACCUCUGAAGUACUCCGUCGCCCUGUGUCAGCAGAAAUGCAAACGGCGGGGAACACUUGAAAGUAAUUACUGCUCCAGCAAUUUUGUAAUUUCCGGGACGGUCAUUACGGCGGUGAUGAGAGGAGGAAGCACGUACGCCACCGUCUCCAUCAUCAACGUGUAUAAAGAAGGCAGUCUGGCCAUCCAGCAGGCAGGAAAGACCAUGAGCACCAAGAUCAUUAUCUUGUGCAAGAAGUGCCCAUUCAUCCGGAGAGGCUUGAACUACAUCUUCAUGGGCCAUGUGGACGAGGACGGCCGGGGCAAGAUCGCACCGCACCACUUCGUCAUGGUGUUCAAGUCCAAGAACCAGAAGGGACUCGGCGUUCUGAAAAACAAGCGCUGCUGAGCUCCAGUAGCUGCGAGGAUCGCCGCUCAAGUGCCAGGCCUGAUGGAAACAAUUAGGUAAAAAAAAAAGAAAGAAAGAAAAAGAAAUUAAAGAAAACUCCAGCUCAACAACAACAACAACAAACAAACACAGGCCAGAAAAAAAAACUAAAGUGAAUAUGAACACAGAACUGCCACCUCAGAUUUUAAAAUCUACAUUUCUAUGAAUUUAAAGGGAAGUUUAAGAUUAUUUUUUAUCGAUCAAUUUCACUCUGAAUUAAAGACAAGAACUAGUCAGUUAAUCUCCUUUUACAGCCACAGAUUAAUAAGCAAUGUGAUAUUCUGCAUAGACCAGUCCUGUCCCACAGUUCACAGAAUUAUGUGUAUUAAUCAGAUUGUUACAAAUGUAACAAAUUACAAACUUACCUAGUAAGUAAGUGUUGAGUGCAAUGUAAAUUAAGAUUGGGAUUUAAAAGGUUGAUUUAAUGACAAUAUGUGGCAGAAUAAUGAAUAUCUCAACAUCUGACAUUAUUAAAUGUGGUGAUUAAAGUGCAAUAUUUAAUAUAUAUGCAGUACAUGACUUUUUUAAAGAAGAUUUUAAGGGUUUUUAUGUGAAACAAUGAUUUUUUUUUAAUGCUAAAGCUCUUCCUUAGUUUGUUUACAGAUGCGAAGCACCACCGUUAGUGUACGUCAUUUUACCCACUGUCAUUAUUUUAUGAGGAAGACGUGUGAAAGGGAAAACAAAAAUAUUUUCAUAUGAAAAGGUCUGUGAAUAUUAUUUAUACUUUAUUGUUCUCACCUGCUCAAAUAAAAGUUGUGUAACGUU